CCCGGCGCUCCCCCGCCGCCAUGAGCGGCUCGUCGGGCACCCCGUAUCUGGGCAGCAAGAUCAGCCUCAUCUCCAAGGCGCAGAUCCGCUACGAGGGCAUCCUCUACACCAUCGACACGGACAACUCCACCGUGGCGCUCGCCAAAGUGAGGUCCUUUGGUACUGAAGACCGUCCCACAGAUAGGCCUGCUCCCCCAAGAGAGGAAAUUUAUGAGUACAUCAUUUUCCGGGGAAGCGAUAUCAAAGAUAUUACUGUGUGUGAACCUCCAAAAGCUCAGCACACACUCCCUCAGGAUCCUGCCAUUGUUCAGUCCUCCCUGGGCUCUGCCUCCGCCUCGCCCUUCCAGCCACAUGUGCCUUACAGCCCCUUCAGAGGGAUGCCACCAUACGGCCAGCUGGCAGCCAGUUCCCUGCUCAGCCAGCAGUAUGCUGCCUCCUUAGGUCUAGAGAAGUUGGUAAGCCCUCCAGCCUCAGCCGCUGCUUCCAGCCCUAGCUCUUCUCCAUCUCCACAGCCUGUCUCAGAGCUUGACAUGUCCUCAGAGCCACCUCAGCUUACUUCCAAGGGAGCUGCUUUUCCGUCUACCCCAGUUGGCAAGAGCCCCAUGGUGGAGCAAGCUGUCCAGACUGGUUCUGUCGACAACUUGAACGCUAAGAAGCUGUUACCUAGCAAGGGCACCUCGGGGACACAGCUCAGUUUGGGUCGCCAGGCACAGCCAAGCAGCAAGACUGCCAGCGAUAUAGCCCCGCCGACGCCUGUGCACACUCAAGGGCAGGUGAAUGAUGAGAACAGAAGACCUCCGAGGAGGCGGUCAGGGAAUCGGCGAACGAGGAAUCGCUCCAGAGGGCAAAACCGUCCGACUGCUGCUAAGGAAAACACGAUCAAGUUCGAAGGCGACUUUGAUUUUGAGAGUGCAAAUGCCCAGUUCAACCGAGAGGAGCUCGAUAAAGAAUUUAAAAAGAAACUGAAUUUUAAAGAUGACAGAGCUGAGAAGGGGGAAGAGAAGGACCCGGCUGUGAUGACCCAGAGUGACGAGGCUCCUGCUGAGGAAGAGCUUUUGGGGCCCAACUGCUACUAUGACAAAUCCAAGUCAUUCUUUGACAACAUCUCUUCUGAACUCAAAACGAGUUCCAGGCGGACAACAUGGGCUGAAGAGAGAAAGCUGAACACUGAGACCUUUGGGGUGUCGGGGAGGUUUCUUCGUGGCCGCAGUUCCCGUGGUGGAUUCCAAGGAGGCAGGGGCAACGGAGCAACACGGCGCAACCCUACUUCCCACCGAGCUGGCACUGGCCGGGUGUGAGGGUGCAGCCCAAGGUCCCACUGAAGAGGCAGAGAGGUGGAGCUCUGUCAAUAAGGAUGAAAGGAAAUGCUGUGCUCACGAAGAGAAGUGGGUCCUUUUUACCAAGUCUGGAAAAUUCCCACACCACCACUUGUGUUUUGGACUUAACAGAACUUGGACUUGGACCUGCAUUUCCUUCUCGGUUUCACACGGCCUAAUUCUAAGGUUUUGGUAGUUCACAAAAAAGGUUUCUAUAGGUAAAAGGUUCGAUCUUCACUUAGUGAUUUUUUUUUUUUUUUUAAAUGACAGCUUUGACUUUU
This is a messenger RNA of Nannospalax galili (Upper Galilee mountains blind mole rat), 1597 nucleotides long. RefSeq names its product LSM family member 14B (gene Lsm14b). Gene Ontology annotation, molecular function: mRNA binding. The coding region runs from base 21 to 1298 and encodes 425 amino acids. NCBI's taxonomy places the organism in Eukaryota, Metazoa, Chordata, Mammalia, Rodentia, Spalacidae. The transcript has 10 exons. The record is from RefSeq and is a predicted model, not a curated record.